Xyrauchen texanus (razorback sucker) is the source of this 5065-nucleotide messenger RNA. Its product is annotated as histidine-rich glycoprotein-like. Lineage: Eukaryota; Metazoa; Chordata; Actinopteri; Cypriniformes; Catostomidae. The record is from RefSeq and is a predicted model, not a curated record. Bases 3118 to 4941 code for a protein of 607 amino acids. The transcript is spliced from 2 exons.
AGAAAUGCCAGUUUCUGAGUUCUUUUAGCAUGACAUUAACAUGAGCUGCUUCUGUAUUAUUUGAACUUUAAUAAAGCUAUAACGCAUUAAAUAUAACUGCAUUUAAGAUGUUAUGCCGGGAUGUUUCCUUUAAAGAGCUCCGCCUCCGCCUAUUCCACAACGGUACAUGCUCCUGAAUGUACUUUUUUUUUUUUUAAUGAUUCCCUAAUACUUUGGGAAAUACAUAAAAUAAACUGUGAAAGUUUAAACUCACCUGCUUUAUUUGCUUGAAUAUAUCCGGGUGUCUGUCUUUCAGGUGCUUUAUUAAGUUUGACGUGUUCCCUCCUUUCCUCAGAAAAUUGCGAAAGCAGCGUUUACAAACAGGUUUUUGCUGAUCUGUGAUGUUUCCCUUUUCAUCAGUCUCAAAUUACCUGCUUUUCCACUUUUAAUUUCGACAAGAUUCAGUUGAGACUCCGCAGCAGCUUGUCGUCAUAUUUUGCUUGUGAGCGUUCGAAAGUUCCCGCCUCUGCGUGGGUACCGGGUAGACCCGGUACUCGGCACCCCAGGUCUACCCGGUACCUUCAGAAAUUCUGGUAUCGUAAAUAAUUUUUUGUUUGAGUACCGACUUGGUACCGGUAUUUUUGACAACACUAGUUGAAAUAGGUGGCAACGUUCAUUUGGAACGCUUGGUUUUGUGAUCUAUAGGCUAUUUAAAGGGCCCUCAAAACAUUCAGAUUGUGGUCCAUCCUGCAAAUGGUCAAAUCCGUGUUUUGAGCAAAUGAAUGGCAUUCCCGCUUAAAAACAAGUGUUCCAGAGGGAGAAUGUUUCCUAUAAAUAGUGUUGCACUGGUUAUCAGAUUCAUGUCACUAUGGAUCAUCGAGAGGUUGUUGCAUUUGCAACUGCAUAAUUACCUGUUAGACGUCGGAGAAUGCUCUGGGUUCACGAGAUUCUCCAAGGCCGUCGGCAGCUCGGGGAGUAUUACCGGCGGGUGCAGGAGUUGCGGCUGGAUGAUGUCAGGUUUCAGAGAUAUUUCAGGCUUGACGGAGACCAAUUUCAGACACCUUUGUCCAUGCAUCAUUUUACUUAUUUAUAUCCCUGUAAGCAAACAGGGACAGAUCGUAUAUAACAGGAAAACCCGCCAUGGCAAUAAUCAGUUUCUCCUCCAUUUUGUCUUCAGAACGAAUGUUUGGUGGGAACCAAAGUUUACACGGUUGUGUUCUCUAGACUUCACUAGAGCGGAGCGCUUCUAUAUUCCAAUAGGUUGCCGCCAAACCGUGUCACAGCUCAUUAUCAUAAUGGCGCCCGCACUUUAACUUUCCUAUAACGCCCAAGACAGCGCUUUUCGCUGCCGAGAGACGCUGGCUGCCAUAGAAUAUGAAAGUCUUCUGGUCGAUUUAAGUUGAGCGAGUUGGCGCUCCACUCAAAUAUUGGUCAUGUGCGAUUGCUCAACUCCAACGCACAAGUUCAAAAGUCAUUGCGUAUGAGCGAGAGCGAUGUUGGAGCGUCACACCUGUUGCAUUACGUAAAAAAGGCAUACAACCUAAUGUUUAAUGGCGCAAAUAACAACUGCACAAAUAACGCUACUUAAAUAGUAGUAAACCAUACAGACGUCUGCGGUAGCCUAAUAAAAUUAUUUUAAAUUCAGAUAAAAUGUAUUGGAUUAAAUCAAUCUGUGUUUUGAACGCUCUCGCCGCGCUACGCUCCAACUAAGCUCCGCCCACAUGCUCUGACCGAGAGUGUCUUAAAGCAAAUAGCACAUGAGAAACAGAAUUGCUGUAGCAAUUUAUGCCACUUUGUUGUGCUUCUAUGACACUUUUGGCUCACGUGUCCCACUUUUGGUGCAUGCCCUUCAGGACUCGUACUCCAGUCAUCUGCAUUGCUAUGGCAACGCUUUAUCAGUUGAGCUACUGUGCAAUUUGAUCAUGCUUAAAUGAGCAUGUCAAUUUAGUUGGUUAUGUUAUGCACCCAUAGACUGUAAAAAAAGAUGGCCGACGCCCCUUCGCUCUUUUCCAUUGGUGAGAACUGAAGCCGCCAGUGUCCCGAUAUGGCGCUGACAUCUUGGGACUUGAGUCUGCGCAGUUGCGAUUUCGGGACCAGACCUGCGCGGUAGUGAGCAGGAUGUAAAGCCACGAAAUCAAGGCCCCGCCCUCACUCUCGCCGAAUCAAUCGCAAGCACACGCCCCUGCACUUUUGACUUAUGACGGUGUGAAAUAAUUAAUUAUAGAAAUUUAGAUAUUACAUUUAAAGCUCCAAUCUCCUCAGUCCUCCGAAGAUCCCCAAAAAAAGUCAGUUGGUGCUUCAGUGACUUCGCUCAGAGAACCUGUCAAUCACAGCUGUCAAUCAUGAUGUCACAGCAGCGUUUUAAUCAAAUAACUAAAAACAAACUUAUUUUGAAAACAAACACUUGAAAUGACAUCAACGUGAUAGAAAUGACAGUAAAUGACAGAAACUAUCUUUGGAAAAAAGAUAUGUGAAGUGUAAUUUAAUUGUUUAGUUGGUCUCACGUCCCGUUGAAUAACAUGGGGAGGCGAGGCUUAUGACCUAUACUAGGACCAGUCACCGGGGGGCGAUCGAGACGUUUUGGCUUCACUUUUGAGGGUUUGUGCGGCACAUAUCUUGGUAUGUUUUUGGAGCUGGGAGAUUAGCUCGCUUGUAAUGAAUUUAAGACUUUAUCACUGAUUGUUUGCUGUAUGUAUUGUUGCCCAAAGUGUCCAAAAGGUAAUUCUUUUCUUAGGUCAGUUACUCAAGGGUCUUAAACGUUUCAGUGUGUGGAUUGGUAAUCCCUCAGCACUUUAAGCUGUUCUUGGCAGCUGUUUUUGUUUCCUAGAACCUUAUCAAAACACGCCAGCUUUGGCGCAAAUAGCCGAUAUAUUAUGAUUAACAUGACAUGCUGAGUACUUAUUUUAAACCUUGUCUGCAGAAGUGCCACGGUGACGGCAUGCAGUUUUUCAGUACCAAUCUGUCAACCCACACAAGCUGGCACGCCACACUCCAUUUUAAGAGAUGCUGACAGCAACACGGAUUGAUUUAUUCUUUCUUUUCUCUCUCUCUCUCUCUCUCUCUCUCGUGAUCUUUUGGUAGUAUAUACUCAAGUGGUUUUUUACACUCUGAACACUUAAAAUUUCAUUAUUUGAAAGAAUGCAUUCCCAGAGACAAUCAAACAGUGAUGCGCCCAUUUACACACACACACACACACAACACACUAUACACACACACACACACACACACACUAUACACACACACACACUCACUCACACACACGCUCACUCACACACACACACACACACUACACACACGCUCACACACACACUACACACACGCUCACUCACACACACACACACACACUACACACACGCUCACACACACACUACACACACGCUCACUCACACACACACUACACACACGCUCACUCACACACACACAACACACACGCUCACACACCACACAACACACUAUACACACACACACGCUCACUCACACAACACAACACACACUACACACACGCUCACACACCACACAACACACUAUACACACACACACGCUCACUCACACAACACAACACACACACACACACACAACACACACUACACACACGCUCACACACCACACAACACACUAUACACACACACACGCUCACUCACACAACACAACACACACACACACACUACACACACUCUCACACACACACUACACAUUACACACACGCUCACUCACACACACAACACACACUACACACUACACACACGCUCACACACCACACAACACACUAUACACACACACACGCUCACUCACACAACACAACACACACACACACACACUACACACACUCUCACACACACACUACACAUUACACACACGCUCACUCACACACACACACACUACACACACUCUCACACACACACUGCACACUACACAUUACACACACGCUCACACACACAACACACACUACACACUACACACACGCUCACACACCACACACACAACACACACUACACACUACACACACGCUCACACACCACACAACACACUAUACACACACACACACACGCUCACUCACACAACACAACACACUACACACACGCUCACUCACACACACACACAUACACACACACACACUACACACACUGCACACUACACACACGCUCACACACCACACAACACACUAUACACACACACACACACGCUCACUCACACAACACAACACACUACACACACGCUCACUCACACACACACACACACACUGCACACUACACACACGCUCACUCACACACACAACACACACUACACACUACACACACGCUCACACACCACACAACACACUAUACACACACACACACACACGCGCUCACUCACACAACACAACACACUACACACACGCUCACUCACACACACACACACACACAUGCUCACACUACACACACUCACACACACACACACACACACACGCUCACUCACACAACACAACACACUACACACACACACACACACACACGCUCACUCACACAACACAACACACUACACACACGCUCACUCACACACACACACACACACACACACACACACACACACUACACACACUCACACACACACACACACACACGCUCACUCACACACACACACACACAACACACACUACACACACGCUUACUCACACACACACUACACACACUCUCACACACACUCUACACACACGCUCACUCACACACACUACACACACGCUUACUCACACACACACUACACACACUCUCACACACACACUACACACACGCUCACUCACACACACUACACACACGCUUACUCACACACACACUACACACACUCUCACACACACACUACACACACGCUCACUCACUCACACACACAACACACACUACACACACAACACACACUACACACACGCUUACACACACACUACACACACGCUCACUCACACUGCACACACGCUCACUCACACACCACUGAAAGUAAUUAUUGUUAAUUAUUAUUAUAUAUAUAUAUAUAUAUUUUUUUUUACUCACUUGUUCAAUACAGAAUUUGUUCUACUGUUAUUUGUCAUGCCAAUAAAGCUCAUUUGAAUUGAUUUGAU